AUGGCCGGAGUCUCAGUGGCGGCAGAGUGGCAGCUGCUCUACAACCGCUAUUACCGGAAGCCGGAGCUGUACCAGAUGCAGUGGAAGCACGUGGACCUCACAAGGAACAAGGUCGCCUGUGCACCGUUCGGCGGUCCCAUCGCCGCUAUCCGUGACGACGCCAAGAUCGUCCAGCUCUUCGCUGAGUCCGCCCUUCGCAAGCUCCGCAUCUUCACCUCCUCCGGCCGAUUGAUCUCCGAAACCGUCUGGAAGAAUCCCGGUGGUCGCCUCAUCGAAUGUUUCGAAAGUAGCGUUGUGGAGUGCGUGUUCUGGGGAAAUGGUGUCGUUUGUAUCAACGAGGCGUUUGGGAUUUUUGCGGUGCCCGAUUUGAAGAACCCCAGGGCGGUUCAAUUGGCAGAUUGUAAUUUGGAGGAAUUACCGCAUUGUAUAGCUGUGAUCGAGCCGCAGUACACGAUGUCAGGGAAUGUGGAGGUUUUGUUGGGGGUCGGGGAUCAUGUCUUGUUGGUGGAAGAGGAUGGGGUGCAGCAGCUGGGUGUCGGUAUUGGACCUUUGCAGAAGAUGGUGGUUUCGAGAACGGGGAAGCUUCUGGCAUCGUUCACGCAUGAUGGGAGGCUUCUGGUUGUGUCCAUGGAUUUUUCAAACAUUAUCUUUGAGUACACUUGUGAGUCAGCUCUUCCUCCUGACCAGCUGGCUUGGUGUGGAAUGGACAGUGUCUUAUUAUACUGGGAUGAUAUGCUAUUGAUGGUAGGUCCUUACGGUGAUCCUGUGCGCUACAUAUAUGAUGAGCCCAUCAUUCUUAUCCCUGAGUGCGAUGGAGUAAGGAUACUUUCUAACACAAGCAUGGAAUUUCUGCAUCGAGUCCCAGAUUCUACAGUAUCUAUCUUUCAGAUUGGGAGCACCCUUCCUGCUGCUUUAUUAUAUGAUGCCCUGGAUCAUUUUGACAGGCGGAGUGCCAAGGCAGAUGAAAAUUUGAGAUUGAUUCGCUCUUCCCUACCGGAGGCUGUUGAGGCUUGUAUUGAUGCUGCUGGUUAUGAAUUUGAUAUUCCACAGCAGCGGACACUACUGAGAGCUGCAAGCUAUGGACAAGCCUUUUGCAGCCAAUUUCAACGUGACCGCAUUCAAGAAAUGUGCAAAAAAUUACGGGUACUAAAUGCUGUACGCCACCACGAGAUUGGCAUCCCUCUAAGCAUUCAGCAGUACAAGUUGCUUACGCCAUCCGUGCUGAUUAAUCGUCUGAUUAAUGCUCAUAAUUACCUACUAUCUCUUCGGAUAUCAGAAUACCUUGGAAUGAAUCAAGAAGUUGUGAUAAUGCACUGGGCUUGUACUAAGAUAACAGCAUCCUUGGGGAUUCCUGAUGCCAGUCUCCUAGAAAUUUUACUUGAUAAGCUGAAGAUAUGUAAAGGCAUAUCUUAUGCUGCAGUUGCUGCUCAUGCUGAUAAGAAUGGCCGCAGGAAGUUAGCUGCCAUGCUAGUUGAACAUGAGCCACACUCCUCAAAACAGAUCCCUCUCUUUCUAAGCAUUGGAGAAGAAGAUACUGCACUCGUGAAGGCUAUAGAAAGUGGUGAUACUGAUCUUGUCUAUCUUGUCGUGUUUCAUAUCUGGCAGAAGAGACCUUCGUUGGAGUUUUUCGGAACUAUACAUGCCAGACCGUUGGCCCGCGAUUUAUUCAUAACUUAUGCACAAUGCUAUAAACAUGAAUUCUUGAAGGACUUUUUCCUAUCCACUGGUCAACUUCAGGAUGUUGCUUUUCUAUUAUGGAAAGAGUCCUGGGAACUAGCAAAGAAUCCAAUGGCUAGCAAAGGAUCCCCACUUCACGGUCCACGCAUAAAACUCAUUGAAAAGGCACAGCAUCUCUUUUCCGAAACGAAGGAACAUAUAUUUGAGUCAAAGGCAGCUGAGGAGCAUGCAAAAUUGUUAAGAAUUCAGCAUGACUUGGAGGUCAGUACUAAGCAGGCCAUUUUUGUGGACUCUAGUAUCAGUGACACUAUUCGUACAUGUAUUGUACUGGGAAAUCACCGGGCUGCGAUGAAAGUUAAAACUGAAUUUAAGGUUUCGGAGAAGCGAUGGUAUUGGCUUAAAGUUUUCGCUUUAGCAACAAUUCGGGACUGGGAUGCCCUGGAAAAAUUUUCAAAAGAGAAAAGGCCACCAAUAGGUUACCGGCCAUUUGUGGAGGCGUGUGUUGAUGCAGAUGAGAAAAGUGAAGCCCUUAAAUAUAUACCAAAACUGGCUGAUCCCAGAGAGAAAGCCGAGGCAUAUGCUAGAAUUGGAAUGGCUAAGGAAGCUGCAGAUGCUGCUUCUCAAGCGAAGGAUGGUGAACUGCUUGGGCGACUGAAAUUAACUUUUGCACAAAAUGCUGCAGCUUCUUCAAUUUUUGAUACACUAAGAGACCGAUUGUCCUUUCAAGGCGUCUCUUAG
Molecule: messenger RNA, 2415 nt
Organism: Fraxinus pennsylvanica
Lineage: Eukaryota; Viridiplantae; Streptophyta; Magnoliopsida; Lamiales; Oleaceae
Source: the annotation of a GenBank genome assembly